UGCCUGACUCGCUGGGUUACUCCAGCAUUUUGUGUAUAUCUUAAAAAAAAAUAGCAUGUACAAUGGUGAUAUGGAACUCCGCCUUGUAAAAACACUUCAUUCGUUUCUCUGUUGUCAAACUCUUUAUUCUACUGUAUAUUCAACACUUGCUAAACAGAAACAUUCUUUACUUCAACACCGGGAAAUGUUAAGAAUCACCUCAGUCUCUAACACCGACUCCCAGUUCCUGGAGUUAUAUAAUUCGUAGAAAAAAAAGUUUCACAAUUCAAUUCAAUUAACUUUUUUUUCCGGCCCUUCGAGCCUGCACCGCCAUUCAAUAUGAUCAUGGCUGAUCAUCCCACUCAGUAUCCUGUAUCCUCAGUAGCCUUCUCUCCAUACCCCCUGAUCCCUUUAGCCACAAGGGCCACAUCUAACUCCCUCUUAAAUAUAGCCAAUGAACUGUGGCCUCAACUACCUUCUGUGGCAGAGAAUUCCAGAGAUUCACCACUCUCUGUGUGAAAAAUGUUUUCCUCAUCUCGGUCCUAAAAGAAUUCCCCCUUAUCCUUAAACUGUGACCCCUUGUUCUGGACUUCCCCAACAUCGGGAACAUACCUUGUUCACAUACCCAGCAACACAACACAAUAUACCACACACAUCACAUACCAGCAGUCCAACAGUGGUCAGUAGGUAAAACUUGCAAAGCACAAUACAUGAAGAAUAGGCAAUAAAAACAUUAAAAUAAUGUAAAAAUGUAUAUAUAGAUAAAUGAAUAACUAAUUAGAUCACCUAUUCGUCAGUCUAAUUGAUGUAGGCACAAAACUCGACAUGGCUCUGAAUGUGAGUGACCUGUAUCUCUGGCCUGAGGCUAGAAGACUGUAUUGGCUGUGCAGUGAGUGAGUGGUGUCUGAGGCUAUUUGUGUUCCUUUUAGUUUAGUCCUUCUAUUGUAAAUGCUGAUCAAUGGUUCCUGCUCCAGUCCGAUUAUUUUACUGCUCAUUGAUAUGAUUUUGUUUAGUGGGUUGCGAUGGAUGUUGGAUAGUGACCAAAACCAGGCUGACAUAUUGAAGCGAAAGGGAAUGGAUUUGAGGUUCACAUAAACACAGACACUCCAGCUGUGGAAUUCGGGGGCUCUUUGAAUGUGAACUGCAGAACCACAUGUUUAAAUCCUGACAUAAACAUGGAACUAAAACCAGGGCUAGAUAAAUACUGCAAUAAAGUUAACAACUCAAACACAUGCCAAUUCCCAGCUGUGAUGAGGUGGGAUUUACCAAUGGUUUGCAGUGUAUUGUGCAAAUCUGAAAACAAUACUACAGUUGAGAACAAAACAGUGAUCAUUGUGUACAAUCGAGAUCUUGUCAUUGCACCACAUCCAAAGGUGAUGGAAAUUAACAAAACAUAUCAGCUUCAAUGCACCGGUCCAAGAGUGUAUCCAAACACCAAGCUCCAUCUCAAGUGGCUCAGAGGGAGCAAAGUUGUGAAAUCAGUUCACCCAACGGAACAAAAGUUUCCAGACGAUGUGACUCCGGUGGUCAAUAUUCUCAAUCUCAAUGCAAGCAUGGCUGAGGAUGGACAAGUGUACACAUGCUUGGCAGAGCUGGACUUGGACACAAAUACCACAAAAGAAAUCGAAUCCUCCUCCGUGACUCUGCAAACCUACUCUUUUCCAAAGCCUCCUAGAAUCCUCAACAGAAAGCCCAUUGAAGUGAAUGAGGAGGCCACGUUGGAAUGUGAGGUCCAAAAUGUCUAUCCAGCUGAGAAGUUGACUGUAACAUGGUUUCACAAUGAAGAAGAACUGAAGCCAGUUACAAAGACGUCAUCAUCCCACGAUAUCUGGGCAACAACAACAUGGACACCACAAGACACAGGACUGACUGAAUUCACCUGCAGAGCAGAUUUUGAGGAUUAUCCAUUAAAUCUAACAAGGAGUGCCAACAUUUCCAUUGAGGUGUACGUUUUCUCCGAACCUGUAAUCCAAGCAUCACUGACCAUCAUUGAUGGAAAACCGGUGAAUAUUACCUGCAGUGUGUUUAAUGUCUCGGGAGAACUUCAACUUACACUGAAGAAUGGGAAUAUGUCUUUGCCAAGCGAGUCAUCCAGUACAGAGCACACUAUCUACCACACUUUGCAUCCAAAGAUGGAGAUGAAUGGACAGCAGUUGACUUGUGUGGCUAAACUGACACUCCAAAAUCACUCUGAACCCAUUGUUAAGCAACAGAAUAUCACACUCAAUGUGCAAAGUGAAGAAUCGUCAUGGGUGAUCAUCAUCAUCUUUUCAAUUGUGGGGGCAAUAAUAAUAAUAAUAAUAAUGGCAAUAAUCUGCUAUUGCCGGAUCGACAGAGCUCGGAAAACAGGAGAAUAUAAUGUACUGAAUCCAACACCCAGCAGAAACCAAGAAAUCCCUCGUGUGAAUGAACCUCUGGACAUUUUUCCUUUGCAGGAAGUGAUUUCAAACGGCAAUGACAAUAACUCACAGACUGGACCAAAUAAUAAUAGUUGUAUUACACCUGUGAGUUAGACGGACAUAUCACAACAAUUGUCUGAAUAUUGUUACUGAGGCGGCUCCUGAUGCAAUGUUACAGUCGACUGAUGGCACUUACUCUAGGAAAUGUAACAACAAAUGUAACAACAGUUCAUUCUCAGGAAUGUUCUGAAUUUUGGGUCGUUUUUGUGUCCAUUUGUCAAACUCUGAACUGAUACCAGAACGCUGGCAUCAAAGCCAGCUGUGCACUGAGAACAUCAGAGCCAUGCGACUUUUCUUCCCAUUGAUGGGAAUGGACAUUGGAUCACACACUUGGUGCAAUAAUCUUUCCAAGGUGAACUACUUGCUUAAAUUACGUGAAUGUUGUCUGAUAAAAUAUUGUCAUAAAUGGAUAAAAUGUGAGUCGAUGCCUUUUCCUGUAUUCUUACCCUCUUGCCUAGGGAGGAACUGCAGAUGCUGGUUUAAACCGUAGACAGACACAAAAGGCUGGAGUAACUAAGCGGGUCAGGCAGCAUCUCUGAAGAAAUUGAAUAGGUGAUGUUUUGGGUCGAGACCCUUCUUCAGUUUGAAGAAGGGUUUCAACCCGAAACGUCACCUAUUUAUUUUCUCCAGAGAUGCUGCCUGACCCUCUGAGUUACUCCUGCCUUUUGUGCCUGUCUUCUCUUCCUAUUGUUUCAUUAUUGCCAUACUCUCAUCCCUUCCUAUCCCUGUAACCUCCUCCAACUACACAAUGCUCAGUAUUCAUUCAUGUCCAUUUACAAAUUCUUAUUCAUCCUGAUUUCCACUCGUGAGAGUAAAUCAAAUGAUCUCUCUGCUAGAGUAAUCAGUGGAAUUGCACUUAGUGCUCUAGAAUACUGCAUUCCAGUAUUAUACAUGACAGGUUUGCACCCUAGUGUUACACAAUGACAGACCUGUCCCCACCAGUAUUGUACCCCAGUGACAGAGUUAUCCCCAUCAGUACUGUACCCCAGGGUUACACGGUGACCGACCCAUCCCCACCGGUACUGUACCCCAGUGUUGUACAGGUACAGACCCGUCCCCACCAUUACAGUACCCCAGUGUUGCACGGUGACGGACCUGUCCCCGCCAGUGCUGUAUCCCAGUGUUACACAUUUACAGACGUGUCCCCUCCGUUACAGUACCCCAGUGUUAUACAGUGACAGACGUGUCCUCACCAGUCCCGUACCCAAAUGUUACACAGUGAUAGCCUCUUGUCUAUUUGCAUAGUUGUAGUGUUUACCUUUUUCACUUUCUUACUUACUUUUCAUGCUAAUUCAAUUCUAACUCCUCGAUCCAUUUUUGACUCCCCCCCAUUUCAGCAGUACCCCGAUAAUCAGGCUAGCACUUUUCACAGGUUGGGCCUCCUGAUGUUAACGACACUGUAGACUCUAUCAAGCAAAUUGUUUAUACUGUAUUAUAUUGUGCCUGUUAUAGCAUUAAUUUCACAGUCAUAUAUUAGACUUUUGUUGCCGCUGGUUCCUGAAUACAUACUGUGUAUUUCACUGCAUUUACAGCCUAAAGCCAUUUCUUGUCAAGACAAUUUUUCCAACGAUGCUACUUAUAUUUGUAACCACUAAAUGAAGAUGUAGGUAAUGAUAUAACAAGGGCUGUUUCUAGUGAUACAUUUGUACAAGUAAACAGAAUAUAUCUUUGAAUAAAAUAUAGCUUAUUGGUGAAGCAAUAUUAAAUACAAAUGUUGGAAAAAAGAACCUAUUCACAUCAGUGUUGGCAUUGAAAGUAACUACAGCUGUUUUCUCACAGCAUUGGCCACAGUCAUAGAGUGAUACAGUGUGGAAACAGGCCCUUCGGCCCAACUUGCCCACACCGGCCAACAAUGUCCCAGCUACACUAGUCCCACUAGCCUGCGGUUGGUCCAUAUCCCUCCAAACAUGUCCUAUCAAUGUCCUGUCCUGUCUAACUGUUUCUUAAACGAUGGGAUAGUCCCAGCCUCAACUACCUCCUCUGGCAGCUUGUUCCAUACACCCACCACCCUUUGCGUGAAAAAUUUCACCCCUUGGAUUCCUAUUAAAUCUUUACCCCUUCACCUUGAACCUAUGUUCUCUGGUCCUCGAUUUCCCUACUCUGGGCAAGACUCUGCAUCUACCCAAUCUAUUCCUCUCAUGAUUUUGUAUACCACUAUAUGAUCUAUGGUACACCUCUAGAAGUCUCCGCACAUACUGUCCUCUGCUAAAGUUUUCCUACAUCUCUGGAUUGUAUAUUUAACACUGCAACAGAGCCAGCCACUCAUUGUUUCUGUGGUCAAUCAGCUCAACUACAUCAAGUUCCUUCAGUUGGGACCUAUGACCCCUACGCCUACAGAAGCUAUGAUUCCAGGAAUAGACGAUAACUCCUUACAAGGUAUAGAAGCUCGGCCCUAUAUAUAUAUCAUCCUAUAGCCUAUUCAACAACACCAUCAGCGUUUGCCUCAUCUGUAAGCUGACUCCUCAGACUUCCUACAUUCAUAUCCAAGCUGUUCAUGUAUAGAAUGUCAGCACUAGUCGUUGUGGUACAUCACUGGUCAUGUGCUUGCAUCAACAAAGCCCAUACUCUUCAUCACCCAUGUAUCUCGUCAUACCAAGUCACUUUUGAAUCUAAUUUGGCGGCUUGCCCUCGACCCCGUGGACAUGUCCUUCACCCACACCGCUUGUCAUCUACAUUUACGGGCGGCAUGGUAGCGCAGCGGUAGAGUUGCUACCUCACAGCCCAGAGAUCCGAGUUUAAUCCUGAUUACAGGUGAUGUAUGUAUGGAGUUUGUACCUUCUCUCCGUGACCUCCAUGUCUCGGCCAGUGCAUUGUGUAAGUGUCCAACACAGACAGCACACAUUACGCUGGUUCUCUCAGUGAUCUCACUAUUGGUAGAGGUGACCUAACUUUAAGGGGAUGAAAAUAUAACCAAAGUGUACAGACUUUUAAACACAGGCUGGCUACGUUCCUACCAGGCUGGAGUUUAGUCUAAUGUCACGUGUACCGAGGUACCGAGAAAAGCCUUUGUCACGUGCUAACCAGUCAGUGGAAAGACAAUACAUGAUUACAAACGAGUCGUCCACAGUGUACAGAUACACGAUGAAGGGAAUAAUGUGAAUAACAUUUAGUGCAAGAUAAAGCCAGUAAAGUCCGAUCAAAGAUACUCUAAUAAUAAACUAAACACACACAAACUCAAAAAAGCAGCAUUUAUUGAGAGGAUUCAAAUGUGGCAUUCAAGUUUAUUUUAUACCUUCUGAGUUGUCGAUGUGUUUCUAUCUAUUGGUGUUUGACAUUGAAUUAAAUAACGGAAAUUAAUAGGUGAACAUUCACUUUCAAUCACAAGAGUAAAACUCCUUCCCCUUAGGCAAGAACACUAGCAGCAACAUGCGAGUCAGGUCAGCUGGGCGUGAGAGGGUUGAGAUAUUACAAGUCACAACAGAAGGAUAACUGAAGAAGUCGGAGGUUCGAUCAUCCCGACAAGACGGCCUGUACAUCGGGCCGUCCGUAGAGGCAACUGCGGAGGGUUCAUGGCCCCGAUCACGGAUGAACAAAGAAGGAAGACUGACUGAACGUUAUUGCCUUCCACCACAUGUUCAUGUUGUAUUCUAUUGUGUAUUGUGCUCAUUUUGAUUGUGUGGCUGCAUGGUAAAUCAAAUUCCACUGUACCUUAACUGGUGCAUGUGGCAAUAAAUGUGAACUUGAACUUGAA
Leucoraja erinaceus (little skate) is the source of this 6129-nucleotide messenger RNA. Its product is annotated as vascular cell adhesion protein 1-like. Gene Ontology annotation, cellular component: membrane. Lineage: Eukaryota; Metazoa; Chordata; Chondrichthyes; Rajiformes; Rajidae. The record is from RefSeq and is a predicted model, not a curated record. Gene Ontology annotation, molecular function: integrin binding. Gene Ontology annotation, biological process: cell-cell adhesion. Bases 1155 to 2492 code for a protein of 445 amino acids. The transcript has 6 exons.